AUGGACAAAUGUCCGUCCAACUACGACCGUCACGAGGCCACCAACACCUGCUGGGCGGAAUGUCCGAUCGAGUUCCCAGUGAGAUGCGGCAUUGAGUGUGUUCGUCAAAACGACGACUGUGGUCGUGAAAUCUUCUACAAGGUCUCUUCACUUAUCAAUGUCGGUCUCAAUGGAAUCAUGGACAACUGGUUCGGCAAGUUUUCUCUUAUGGCCAAGAAGGUUCGAACCGCCGUGUAUUGUUCCUGUAUGAUCCUUGGUUUGAUCCGAGCCAUGCUCCGAUACAUCCGCAGUGUCAAGAGCGCAGACCCUCAAGCUUCUCAGGACAAAAUCCUAACUAUGUUGUACCAAUCAAACGCUGUGGUGGUGGAACUCCCCAUCACUGUCAAGUUCUGCACGGGUGAUAAGCCAACCAGAGCGUGGUGGGUGGCAGACCGAGUCAUGGCUUCGACCCAGUAUAUUUUGACGCAAGUUCUUUCGCACGAUGAUGAGCUGAUCACAAGCUGGAACCGGUUCAAAGCCUUCAUUAAAGGCGCAAACUUCACAGCUCCACCGGAGAUGAUCACUAAAGGGGAGAUCGGAUACCUCACGGACGCUCUGAAGUCCAAAUCGACUUGUGGCCACGACUUGCAAGGACUGGUCGAUCGUACUUGGGCUACGAUUGGGGAGCUUCGGGAACAGAAUCCUGGUAUUACUGAGGAUCAACUGCGACUUGCAAUUGAGGAUACUGAGCUUGUGAAGACAGACAUUGCCAUGGUAACAAGUAAUUGCAUGGAGCUGCUCGUUGAACAAUCCAACGAUGUUACUGCGUACAGGACUCGUGACAAGAUCCGAAAGACUUUCGGGGUGAUCAUCAACGACCUUAUUACGAAGGGGAAAAGCAACAACGGCACGUCGUACAAGGCCAACGAGUACACCUACAAGGCACUAAACCAAGGCCUCAACUUUUGGGUUGUGACGGGCUUCGAUAUGACUGGUAUUUCCAGUAUGAUCUCCGAUUAUUUCAUGGCUAUCUGCGGCCCCACACAGUUUAUCGGAGAGGUGGACGAUGGUACCCAUCCGCAUACACUUGGAUUGAAGACCGUCCAGAAAGCUUUCCAGAGCAGUACCAUGUCUUGGACGAAAAAGGGAGACGGUGAGGUGAUCAUCAACUUCAGCAGUUACGAUACGAAAAAUGUGACGGUAAACAUCAUGUCUGGGGGAGACAAGGUCGACGAAGUGGACGUCGCUGCAAGCGGAAAAGCCACGUGGAAAUCGACUGUGAAGAAGCUGGGCGGCAAGACGCUGUAUUUGGAUCGAUGGCGUCCAGGCUUCUUGGGUCUUCCGGGCACGGGAGGUGGUUCUUUGAUGUUGUGGCUACCCCACGCUGCCGAAGGUGGUCAUUUGGAUCUGAAUGUGAGGUUGAACGUGAGUUAG
Messenger RNA from Phytophthora infestans T30-4, 1413 nucleotides. RefSeq lists its product as uncharacterized. The coding region runs from base 1 to 1413 and encodes 470 amino acids. The record is from RefSeq and is a predicted model, not a curated record. The transcript has a single exon. Lineage: Eukaryota; Oomycota; Peronosporomycetes; Peronosporales; Peronosporaceae.